GAUGCCCCAGGUAAAAAGCACCCAAACAAAAAGUAGGGGAGACGGAGGAAAAAGAAGAACGUAUCCAGGCUGAGCAGCAUGAAGGGGCCCUCACCCACCAUCAGCUUCCUGCUGUUACUGUUGCUUCUGAGCUCAGACCCUGGAGCAGCAGUGAUACUGCCACCCAGCACUACCUGCUGUACUCAGCUCUACCGACAGCCACUCUCAAACAAGCUACUGAGGAAGGUCAUCCAGGUGGAACUGCAGGAGGCUGAUGGGGACUGUCGCGUACAGGCUUUUGUGCUUCACCUGUCUUGACACAGGGUCUGCAUCCACCCCCAGAACCACAGCGUGGCUCAGUGGUUUGAGCGCCAAGGGAGAAGGCUCCAGGGGACUUUGCCCAACCUGAAUUCUAGGCUGAUAGAGAAAGUAGGCCGGGGCCCCCAAUAGCCAAAAUAAUAAAGCAGUAUUGAACAAGUCUCUGAUUGUGGUCUCCAAGUUCUAUGCAUUCUGCGAGCCCUGAAUCUGAAUCUGGAAGACAUCAAUAAACUGAAGAACCUCCUCAUUCUCUUUAUUUACACCUUCACAACCCCCGCCAGGGGCAAGACCAAAAGCCAGGGACCCACACACACUCCCCAGGCACCUAC
Molecule: messenger RNA, 626 nt
Organism: Hipposideros armiger (great roundleaf bat)
Lineage: Eukaryota; Metazoa; Chordata; Mammalia; Chiroptera; Hipposideridae
Gene: CCL27
Product: C-C motif chemokine ligand 27
Biological process (GO): immune response
Cellular component (GO): extracellular region
Molecular function (GO): chemokine activity
Source: RefSeq, a predicted model, not a curated record